GCGCCGGCUCGCUUCACUCGUUCGUAGACCGUCUUGGGUGGCGCGCGUGUUUCCUUCUGCCGGACGCCUCUCGCCACGUGCCCGCUAUCUGUCUGUACAAGCCCCUGCGACCCGACCUUCCGCGAAUCCGAUAAUGGGGCGAUAAGCUAUUAUUUAGUCGUAGAUCCACAUCUUAAAAAUUCGCGAGUGCAGUGUCUGGAUUGUUAUGGAAAAUAGCGCAUUGAUACCAGAUACGAUGUACACGAAAUCUGACGCGUUGAAAGACGCCAGGGACCUGACCAAAAAUUUGGUGGGUGGUGAUUACGAGCGACAGUAUAAAGAAGAGAAGAACGGCAAGGGUCGGAGGAGAUGCGUUCUGUUCGGAGUGUCUAUUGGAGUGUUGGCAGUAUGGCUGGUCGCGCUGACACUGGUCCGCGAGAUUCAGGUGCGGCGGUUGCGCGACGACGUGGACCAGCUCACCGCCAAUGUGAUCGCGCUCUCCGCUAACGUGAUGUCCCUCAAUCAGAAGCUCUCGAAUAAUCGACUCUUCAAUGAAUUCAAAAAUCUCGAGGAUACGAUAUACGCGGAUGAAGAUCAAGAUGGCAACUUAGUCGAAGAUAUAACGGUCGCAACUGAUAAAAAUAUUGAAGUCAAAGAGUCAGACAAGGAGAAGGGGAACUAUUCGCCAUUGAACAAGCUUCACGGGCUGACGGUGCUCGAGGAUGACGCGCAGAUGGCUGAUGAUGAGGACAUGUAUGAUGGUGACGAGGAUGCCGAAAGUGGGGACUGGUAUCCUGAUUAUUAUAAACAAGGGCCCAAGAUUGGGACAACGAAUAUGGUUCGCUUAAAGCCCGAGGACUUCACGGAUGCGGUGCUGCCGGCGGACAAGGAGAGGCAGAUCCCCAUCCCCAAUAUUACGGAGAUCAAGCGGCUGCUCAAUGAGAACCCAGAGCUAACCGACAUUGAUUUACCAACAAUGAAGAUACCGACCAAGGCAGCAGAAGAGGUCCGAGUGAAACGCAGCGUGUUCCCUGAUGCCGCUGCGGACGCUAUCGCUGAAAUGCCAGUACCAAAAAUCAUUUCGAAGACAGACGACCGACGCAAAAUGAAAAAGUUCAUAUCGAGCACAGAUUCAACUAUAGCGGAGAAGAUGUCGCUACACACUGUCACUAGAACUGCAAGAAACAGCGAAGACGGGGAAGGCCGCAGGAGACCAUUCAUCGCCGCCCACUUCCACGGCAACACGUCCCAUCUGAGCCCGGAAAUUCAUGAACAUUACAAAGGUAACGGUUUGGUGAGCGUGUCGCACGACGCGCCGCAUGACGUGUGGUACCCAUCGCCGUGGACGCUGGCCUCCCCGCACCCGCGCCCCACGCUUACCCGCGCAGGCCACGUGCACGUGCAUCACUCCGGCGUCUACCUCGUCUAUGUUCAGAUUUACUACCUGGACAGCCAUGACGUGAUAUCGUGGGUGCUACACCGCACUAAUCCAGACACUGAGGGCCGCGAGACACUCCUACAAUGCGCGCAAUCAGCGCACUCCCCCGAGCCUCUCGAGAAGCCCAACUCCUGCUUCUCCGCCGCCGCUCUCUUCCUCCGUGCCGGCGACAAGCUUGCGGUCAGGAACACCGGCGGCAAUAGACACUCCCUCAUGCAGCCGGAGAAGAGCUUCAUAGGUCUCAUUAAACUGGCCGAUGCCGAAGAACCCAAUCAAGAACUCUAACUAUAUACCGUGUGUUUCCAAAAUCUCAUUUCUUGCCUAAAGCCGCCGCUCGUCGGGCGCAUAGUGAUACGUUCUUUAGUCAGGAAGUGCCAUUGUUAAUACGAUUUAAAUGCAAAUCGUCUCUUGAUUUUAAAUUUAAAUUUUAUGUUUAUCGAUAAGUUUUAAACAUUCGUGUUUAUUUGAAAAAAUAAUAUUUCAUUAAUUAGUUCGUAUAACAAAAUUCGAAUUUAGUUCAAAGUUGAAAAUGUAUUUUUGUAUACGUAAAUGCAGAUAAAGCUUUGUGUGAUACGUUUAAUAUCAUUCAGCUUACAUAAGCAUGGAAUUGAUAGUUUAAGCUUUUGAUGAUAAUCAAACUCAUACGUAAAUUUUUAGUUAAUAGUCGCUUGUAUUUGUACAGCAAUGUAUUGACCGAUGUGAUACAUUGAAUCUGUUAUACCAUUGAUAUUAUAAGUGUAAUGUUACAGUUAUUCAUAAUAUAAUUUAUUUUUACGUUUUGUAAUUCAUUUAUUACGGAGACGUUAAGUCAUAACAUUUAAUAAGGAAAACGCAAUCUGGUAUUGGCAAUAUCGAUUUUUGUACGUCUACCAAUUAAAAUUAUAUAAAAGUUUAA
This is a messenger RNA of Papilio xuthus (Asian swallowtail), 2312 nucleotides long. RefSeq names its product TNF superfamily member 12 eiger (gene egr). Gene Ontology annotation, molecular function: receptor ligand activity; tumor necrosis factor receptor binding. Gene Ontology annotation, cellular component: membrane. Bases 206 to 1702 code for a protein of 498 amino acids. The record is from RefSeq and is a predicted model, not a curated record. Gene Ontology annotation, biological process: immune response. Lineage: Eukaryota; Metazoa; Arthropoda; Insecta; Lepidoptera; Papilionidae. The transcript has 8 exons.